Messenger RNA from Ctenocephalides felis (cat flea), 1113 nucleotides. RefSeq names its product potential E3 ubiquitin-protein ligase ariadne-1-like. Lineage: Eukaryota; Metazoa; Arthropoda; Insecta; Siphonaptera; Pulicidae. The record is from RefSeq and is a predicted model, not a curated record. Gene Ontology annotation, cellular component: ubiquitin ligase complex; cytoplasm; nucleus. Gene Ontology annotation, molecular function: ubiquitin protein ligase activity; ubiquitin conjugating enzyme binding; zinc ion binding. Gene Ontology annotation, biological process: ubiquitin-dependent protein catabolic process; protein polyubiquitination; positive regulation of proteasomal ubiquitin-dependent protein catabolic process. The transcript is spliced from 8 exons. Bases 1 to 1113 code for a protein of 370 amino acids.
AUGGAUAUAGUGUUAUAUUUGACAAACAUUCAGUUAAUUACUAAAAAAAUUGGAGCAAAUGCUAAUGGCGGUUACAGAAUGGGAAAUUCCGGCUGUGAUUUGAAGAAUAAAGGAUUCCAAAUUAAUUCUGCAUGUCACAAUGAUGACCGGCCUGGAGUGCGGCCACCGGUUCUGCACGCAAUGCUGGGCCGAAUACCUGACGACGAAGAUAUGGAGGAGGGGCUGGGCCAGACGAUCGCCUGCGCCGCCCACGCCUGCGACAUCCUGGUCGACGACGCCACUGUCAUGCGCCUCUGUAAUCGUUUGUUGAGGUGGUGCCCUUCGCCUGAUUGCAGCAACGCGAUUAAAGUGCAGUACGUCGAAGCCAGGCCGGUUACCUGCAGGUGUCAUCUAUUAAGAAAGUGGAUUAAAAAAUGUGACGACGACUCGGAGACCUCGAAUUGGAUCGCAGCCAACACUAAAGAGUGCCCCCAGUGCAAUGUCACAAUUGAAAAGGACGGAGGAUGUAAUCACAUGGUCUGCAAGAAUCAAUCAUGUAAACACGAUUUCUGUUGGGUGUGUCUGGGCUCAUGGGAACCACACGGUAGCAGCUGGUACACCUGCAAUAGGUAUAAUGAAGAGGAGGCCCGAGCAGCCCGAGAUGCCCAGGACAAGUCUAGAUCAUCGUUGCAACGAUACUUACAUUAUUACAACCGUUACAUGAAUCACAUGCAGUCUUUAAAGUUCGAUCACAAACUCUAUUCUUCUGUAAAAGCCAAGAUGGAAGAGAUGCAACAUCACAACAUGAGCUGGAUCGAGGUAGAGGUUCAAUUUCUUCAAAAGGCAGUCGACAUCCUCUGCCAGUGUCGUCAAACCCUAAUGUGCACCUACGUCUUUGCAUAUUACUUGCGUAGAAAUAACCAAUCAGUCAUCUUCGAGGCCAACCAGAGCGAUCUGGAGAGCUCCACCGAGACUCUCUCAGAAUAUCUGGAACGGGACAUCACAUCAGAAAACUUGGCCGACAUCAAACAAAAAGUUCAGGAUAAAUACAGGUAUUGCGAUAGUCGUAGAAAAGUACUUCUAGAACAUGUUCACGAAGGAUAUGAUCAAGACUGGUGGGAGUACUCUGAAUAA